This is a messenger RNA of Dermatophagoides pteronyssinus (European house dust mite), 864 nucleotides long. Its product is annotated as exosome complex component RRP41-like. Gene Ontology annotation, cellular component: cytoplasmic exosome (RNase complex); nucleolus; nuclear exosome (RNase complex). Gene Ontology annotation, molecular function: RNA binding. Gene Ontology annotation, biological process: poly(A)-dependent snoRNA 3'-end processing; rRNA catabolic process; U4 snRNA 3'-end processing. NCBI's taxonomy places the organism in Eukaryota, Metazoa, Arthropoda, Arachnida, Sarcoptiformes, Pyroglyphidae. The record is from RefSeq and is a predicted model, not a curated record.
CCGAAAAAAAAAAAUUCUUGCCUUUUCGAUCACAUGUCACAUUUUUUUGUUUCGAAAAUUUUUUUUUCAAAAAUUUCAAAGAUUUUUUCAAGAUAAAAAUUUGCAACAAAAAAUGGAAUUAUUGUCCGAAACAGGUUUACGUAUUGAUGGACGUCGUCCAAAUGAAAUCCGGAAAAUUAAUUGUAAAUUAGCCGUAUUCGAACAAGCGGAUGGUUCGGCUUAUUUUGAAAUUGGUAAUACAAAAGUAUUGGCCGCUGUUUAUGGACCGCAUGAAAUAAGUGAACAGAAUAAAAAUAAAUCCAUUCAUGAUCGUGCCAUUAUUAAUUGUCAAUAUUCAAUGGCAACAUUCAGUACAUCGGAAAGAAAAUCCCGGCCACGUGGUGAUUUUCGUUCACAAGAAAUUAAUGCCUAUUUAAAUGAAAUAUUUGAAACAGUUAUUAUAACUGAACUUUAUCCACAUUCACAAAUUGAUAUCUAUUUGGAAGUUCUACAAUCCGAUGGUAGUAAUUAUAGUGCAUGUGUUAAUGCUGCAUCAUUAGCAUUGAUACAUGCCGGUAUUCCGAUCAAAGAUAUUAUCUGUUCAUGUUCAGCCGGUUAUUUUAAUCAAAUUUCAUUAGUUGAUCUAAAUUAUCUUGAAGAAUCAAUCCAUUCCAUUCCAACUAUAUGUAUUGCUUUGCUGCCAAAAUCAAAACAAACCGUUUCGAUUGAAUCAAAUGGUAGAAUUAAUGUUGAUUCAUUGGAAAAAAUGAUCUCCGAUGUAAGUGAUGGUUGUCAACAAAUAUUGACGGUAAUGAAAACUGUAACAUCAAAUUAUAUUAAAGAAUUGAAUGUUUAGCAAAAAGGGUUGAAAAAAAUUAUAUUUUU